AUGUACAGCGAUUUUGAUCAAGUUUUUUGCAGUUCUGACUGGGUGUCUCUUGUUCAACUUCCUUCAUCAGAAGCAAAAAGAAAUGCAAACUCUAGUGAAGCAAAUUACAAAAUGCUAGAAUAUACUGUAAAGCAUUUGAAAAUCUUUAAGAUGCCAGCUUCUUUUGAUGCCUCCAAUUUUUCCACCACAGUUUUAACACCAGAAGAUCUUUCAGCGUGUGGUUUACAUCUUAAAACUUGUAGAGAAUAUUUAUUAGCAGCUUUUUUUACUGCUUUACUCGUCACAGUACCAAUACUAGCACAAGAUGAGGUUAAAACUACUCCAUCAGCGUCUGUAUCAACAACUACACAGUUAACUACUGAAGCUACUAACAGCACUGAAGCUACUACCAGCACUGAAGCUACUACCAGCACUGAUGCUACUACCAGUGCCGAAGCUACUACCAAUGCCGAAGCUACUACCAAUGCCGAAGCUACUACCAGCACUGAAGCUACUACCAGCGCCGAAGCUACUACCAGCGCCGAAGCUACUACCAGCGCCGAAGCUACUACCAAUGCCGAAGCUACUACCAGUGCCGAAGCUACUACCAGUGCCGAAGCUACUACCACCACUGAAGUUACUACUAGCACUGAAGCUACUACCAGUGCCGAAGCUACUACUAGCACUGAAGCUACUACCAGUGCGGAAGCUACUACCAGUGCGGAAACUACUACCAGUGCCGAAGCUACUACUAGCACUGAAGCUACUACCACCACUGAAGCUAUUACUAGCACUGAAGCUACUACCAGUGCCGAAGCUACUACCAGUGCCGAAGCUACUACCAGUGCCGAAUCUACUACCAGUGCCGAAGCUACUACCACUCUCGAAGCUACUACCACUACUACCAGUGCGGAACCUACUACCAGUGUCGAAUCUACUACCAGUGCGGAAGCUACUACCAGUGCGGAAGCUACUACCAGU
This is a messenger RNA of Thelazia callipaeda (thelaziosis nematode), 960 nucleotides long. The record is from the annotation of a GenBank genome assembly. NCBI's taxonomy places the organism in Eukaryota, Metazoa, Nematoda, Chromadorea, Rhabditida, Thelaziidae.